This is a messenger RNA of Zymoseptoria tritici IPO323, 1263 nucleotides long. RefSeq lists its product as uncharacterized. The coding region runs from base 1 to 1263 and encodes 420 amino acids. NCBI's taxonomy places the organism in Eukaryota, Fungi, Ascomycota, Dothideomycetes, Mycosphaerellales, Mycosphaerellaceae. The transcript is spliced from 2 exons. The record is from RefSeq and is a predicted model, not a curated record.
AUGAUUCCACCACCAAUCGUGCAGAGUGUCUAUGCGCCAGCUCGAAGUACGAUCGCAGAGUCGGCCGUGCUGGAGAAGACGUCUCCGUUCGAUGACAGGCAAGAGCAGUUACAAGCGGAUCUACAGUUCUUGUUGGACGCUCAAGCAGAUGGGUUGAUUCGAGGCUUGGAGGGUGGAGGAGCGGACGAGCGAAGCUCAGCUGGCAGCACAACCCCGACAAUGCACAGCGCGAAGAGCGCGUCCGGGACGAGUCGUAGGCCACCUCGUCGUCAGCCUGGACUUCGAAGCGCGCGAAAGGGUAUAUAUCGAAGCAUACUCGCGCUGGCCGCGUUGAAAGACGAGGAGCUACGGGACGUGGACAGGAGUAUACAAGGAAGUGAGAAGACGCUGGCGCAAAUCAAUGCUUGGGAACAGAAGCGUGAGGGUCUACGCGAGGCCUCGCAUCAUGUCGACGACAGUGAAGAGACGAUUCGAGUGCAACGAUUGCGGACAGAAGCGGAUGCGGUGCAAGCGGAGAUCAACAAGGUCGAAUUGCAGCUCAUGGAAAUGAAGACGAGACAUCGCAAGCUAAUAAGACAGGCGGCGGCGAUCGAAAACUCUGUUCAGGCAAAGAUGGCAUCGUACACGUCUAGUCUGCAGAUGCUAGAGGAGGAUAUACAGAAGUUCUUGAGCUUUAAGCCAGUGGACAGCACUUCACCGUCGAGAUCGCGAGAUGGAAGUCAAUCAGUCUGGCAGCUUCCUCCGAAGCGAAGAAACCUUGAAAUGGCUAAAGAAUACUGGACUGAACAGCACAAAGUGGUGGAGCUCCAACGGAAACAGACCGAGUUUGAGAAAUCUGCCUUGGUCGAAGGAGCAGCAAUGUGGGAAGAGACUGUCUCUGAGAUUACCGCUUUUGAAAAGCGCUUGAGAUCGGAGAUGUCAACUUUGACGCCGGACUCUCCAUCGGCUUGGGAGGAUCCACCGUCAACCACUGCACCGGAGAGACUUAAGGACAUUCUCGAGCAGAUCGAUACCGUCACCGAAUUAUUGCAAGACAAGCUCAAGACUGCGGACGAACGUGGCUGGAAGCUGUUGGUGGUUGCGAUAGGCGCGGAAUUGGAUGCAUUGAUCAAGGGCAAAGAGAUACUCGUAGAAGUAUUGGAAGCUAGCGGAGGUGGCCAUCACAGCGAGAAAGAGUCCCAGGAGCAUCUUGGAAACGCAAACGCGGCGGCCAGCUGCUCUUCUCGAAGCAUGAAGACACAGAUGCUGAGGAAUAGGCAGUGA